Fraxinus pennsylvanica is the source of this 531-nucleotide messenger RNA. The record is from the annotation of a GenBank genome assembly. Lineage: Eukaryota; Viridiplantae; Streptophyta; Magnoliopsida; Lamiales; Oleaceae.
AUGGCAAAGACUACGAAGGGAGGCAAAACUAUGAACCCUACCGACGCUUAUCGGAAGGAGCUCCGAAAAAGGGAAUUAAAAAGGAAUAAAAAAGAGAGGAAGAAGGUGAGGGAAGUUGGCAUUUUGAAGAAAGAUCCUGAGACCUUAAAAGACCAGAUUCAGAAGCUGGAAGCUAUGAAGGCUGAUGGUGCUUUGGACAAAGCAAGAAAACACAAGAAGAGACAACUUGAGGAUACACUGAAUCUUGUUAUCAAGAAAAGGAAGGAAUACGAAAAUAAACUGAAGGAAAAAGGUGAAGCACCGGUUAUGUUCAGUCAUUUGGGGCCUGUUCAAAGGCGGACUACUGCGGAAGAGGAAGAAAGAGUUAAGCAUCCUAGACCUGAAGACUCAGUCUACUAUCACCCAACUUUGAAUCCUUCUGGAGCUCCACCACCCGGGAAACCUCCUAUGUUCAAAUCAUCAAUAGCAUUACUGGAUGAAGCUUCCGGUAAGGGUAUCCUAGGUCCUGCACGUCAAAGUAACAAAAAGUAG